This is a messenger RNA of Cadophora gregata, 1812 nucleotides long. RefSeq lists its product as uncharacterized. The record is from RefSeq and is a predicted model, not a curated record. The transcript has 3 exons. NCBI's taxonomy places the organism in Eukaryota, Fungi, Ascomycota, Leotiomycetes, Helotiales, Ploettnerulaceae. The coding region runs from base 1 to 1812 and encodes 603 amino acids. Gene Ontology annotation, biological process: proteolysis. Gene Ontology annotation, molecular function: aspartic-type endopeptidase activity.
AUGUCCAUACAGUCGCUCGUUUGGCUUCUCACUUGCAGCCUUGUUUACUUAGUCGGCUCCGGCUCCGCAGCGAAGGUUGUUUCUUACCCUGUCACCAGAGCCUUGGCUAGGAAUGAGCAAUUACUCCGUCGAGAGAUCUCUCAACGCUCUAACUUCCAAGAGUUACUAUCAAACAAUAAGUCUCGUGGCAUCUAUUAUGCCUCUGUUGAAGUCGGGACGCCGGCACAGAAGUUGUCAUUGUUGUUAAGCACGGGAAGCAGUGACAUCUGGGUCAUCGCAGAUACGGCAGCAGCAUGCAAAGAAGGAGGUUGUCUCACGUCUUUCAACCCGAAUACCUCACAAACCAUAUCUACAGUCUCGGCUGGUGGCUUUAACAUCACUUAUGUAGAUGGAACCUUUGCAAGAGGCGAUUAUAUCAAAGACAUUUUUGCAGUCGGAGACAAUGGUGAAGCUCGAAUUAUGCUCCAGAUGGGCCUCGCUAGUAACAUGACUGGCGUCCUGAGCACUAUUGAAGGGAUAAUGGGAAUCGGGUACUCAGGUCAAGUCGCCACGUCGAUUUUAUAUCCAAACUUCAUGGACCAGAUGGUCAGCAACGGACUUACAAAUACGAAAGUCUAUAGUCUGUGGCUAAAUUCCGUUGACAGCGAUACUGGUAGUAUCCUCUUUGGAGGCGUCGAUACCGAAAAAUACUAUGGGACGCUGUACUCGAUGCCAAUACACAAAGACAAGAAAGGAAAUUACACUACUUUCACAGUGGGGUUGACAUCAAUGUCCAUCACUCCUGAAGAUGGGACGACCAUUCCAAUCACAAAUCCCAGCUUUUCAACACCAAUCAUCCUCGAGUCAUCUACGACAGUGAUAUACCUACCAGGUGAAGUUGUGAGCACAAUUUACAGCUUGUUCGACGUCACUUUCACAAAUAGUACACCUUAUGUCGAUUGCAAGUACAGUAACUCAUCAUAUAUGACUUUCACAUUUGAGAGCGGCUCAGUGGUCAAGGUCGCUUAUUCGGAAUUGAUCAACAAGAUUUUCGUUUCCUCACCUGAACCAACCACCUUGCCAUUUUCAGAUGUUUGCAUACUGGGGAUAUUGGAAGGCUAUGUCCCAGGUGGCUACUUGCUUGGCGAUUUCUUCCUCCGAUCAGCGUAUGUUGUUUUCGAUCUGACGAACAACCGCAUCGGCAUUGCCCAAUCGAAUCAGAAGUCUGUCACAAGCAACAUUGUGGAAGUCCCACCAGGCGCAGCGAGCAUACCACAAUCCACCGGCGUUCCAUUUCCCAGUAAGACGCCCGUUUCAGCCCCAAGCGAGCUCCCAAGCACACUGUCAUCAAGACCUUCGGAGAGCGCCACCGGAAAGUCUUCUGGCAACAGCCACACAAUUGCAAUUGGUGUCGGCGUCUCAAUUCCAGUAGUCGUACUCCUUGCUGCCGCAUUUGGAUUCUGUUUUUGGUGGCGCCGUCGUCGUCAAUCUCAAUCUCGAUCCUCUCAACCACCGCCUGCACCAGUCCCAGUCUCAGAACUCGCUGACCCGUCCAAUAAGCACAAUCAUACGACGGAUAGCUAUUAUGGAGGGGGAGGUUUGUCUCCUACGAUUAAUGCUUCAGAGCUGCACUCUGCAAGUCAAGCCCCUCACUCGCCUGAGGAUGUGCAAGGAAACGUCACUCCGUCAGCGCCAAAUGCGGGCGAGUUGCCAAUGUAUCAUGAUGAUAGGCUUGAUAGACCAAUGUCGCCAAACUUGAAUGAUUAUCAUGACGAUCGGAGGCCAGUAUCGAACCUGACGGCAGUUCCGGAAAAUGAUGCACCAGGUCGGUGA